AUUCAACACUUGCCUCGCUAGCUUCUUGGUGAUUUCCUUCCCUAUCUUUUGCCUUUCAUUAACAUUAUUAUAAAGCAUUACUACAUACAUUUAAGAUUUCAUGGCACAUGACUUUCUCCUGAUAUAAUCUAACGAAACGUUUUUCUUAACUUUAUUUGAACUGCACGUUUCUAAAGAUUUAGGUUACAGUCUUUUUACCAAGUAUAUAAAGCCCCCAAACCUUCUCAUUUUCUUCAUCCAAAUCCACUGAUCACUUCUUCAUCUUGAGUAAUCAUUCUACAUACCAACAAAUCCUUUGCUCUCGAUAAGUAUUCCGAUUUUUUUUAUUUAUAUAAGCAUGGAUAAAUUUUUGUAUUUCUCGAUAGUCCUCCUGAUCACUGUCCAACACACCACUGGUGCUGUCACCAAUCCUGCCUCUCUAAACUUUGUUAAAACUUCAUGCCAAACCACUUUGCACCCUGCUUUAUGUGUCAACAGUCUCUCAAAUUUUGCUAAUUCUAUCCAAGGAAACGAUCAGCAGCUAGCCAAAGCAGCCAUAGCUGUCAGCCUAAACAACGCCAAGUCUGCGGUUGCAUAUCUUUCCAAAAUGUCUGCAACCUCGAAACUAAAACCAAGUGAGUCCCAAGCCCUGAAAGACUGCGUCAGCAGCAUGAAUAUCUGUGUGGCAAGUUUAACUCAGUCAGUUCAGGAGCUCGGUAAGAUGGGUCAGUUUAAGGGCCAAAAUUUUGUUUGGCACAUGAGUAAUGUCCAAACAUGGGUCAGUUCUGCCCUUACAAACCAAAACACGUGUACUGGAGGUUUUUUUGACAGAUCAAUGAAUGGUCAUGUGAAGGAUGCUGUCAAUAAGAAGAUUAGUUCUGUUGCACAAAUCACUAGUAAUGCACUCGCUUUGGUAAAUGGGUUUGCUACGAGGCAUAAACAGGCUACACAUAAGCCUUAAGUGGCAACUCCUGAUAUACUGUCUCGCUAACUUGUAUCUGGUUAAGCGACGGUUUAUAUAUCAUUUUGGUGGUAGGUUGGCCUUCUAGUACUAUUAUAGUGUGCCAUGGGUUUUUGUAUCCUUAAGGAUUGUUUUUGACAGGUCUAUAUGCUACUGGUUAUCAUGUAGAAUAGUCUGUUUCCGUGGAUAAGGCUUUGUCCUGUUCAGGUUUUGUUCACCAUGCAGUUGAUGUAACUUAUACAUAAUACAAUAAAAAUGGCACUUUUAUGAUAACCUUUGUCUUUCUAGAUAAUUUUAGUAAAUGUGUGCUUUUACAUGCAAAUUCGGUCAUGUUUACAUGUUGUAAAAUUUAAAGCCCGGCAUGAUACUUGAUGCUAAACAGUUUAUGCGUUAACCAUAUAAGUAGUUAAUGCAUUGACAAUUUUAACCAACGAACUCAAGUACUCAGAAAUGUUGUUAACAUCCUAGACCUCUUUAUGAUAGAUGCCACGAUCGUAUACAGCUAGGUAUAGUCCUGGAGAUGGCCAGGGAAAAGUUUAGAAACAGUCACGAAUCACGGGAUACCACUUAGGCCAUGUACAUAUGAGUAAAUAAAAGAUAUGCGUCCCCAAGUAACUUGAAUAGGGAAAACCUCAUCCUUUUAUAUAACUUAACAUCUGUAGAAAGUAGCUACUACUUUGUCUUUGGGUUGCUCAUAUACCUGCUACUAUUUUUCAAUCAUUUGUAUCAUUGUUGAACUCAAGUUAUGUGGUUCACCGGGUAUAAUGAUUUUGGUGUUAAGUUGCUCCUAAUUAAGGCUUAUUAGAGAGGCAAUGCAAGUCCCUCUGACAAGCCAUCUUGAUAUUCCUUCCUACAAAGAUUUGCAAGAUAGAUCAUGUUUCUUCUGAUCUCAUAAUCACUUGGCGCCACAUGAAUACGUCCACGAAGGGCUUGUGAAGCGAGAAAAAAAAAAACAAUUUGAAGGCAUUUUUCAUGAACUUUAAGCUUUAGAAAAUAAUUUUGUAAUUAAACUCUAUGAAUUAAUUAAACCUUAUUUUAUGAUUUCUUGGAAGAACUAGGUACGCAUAUUCUUAAGCCAGCAUAAGAGGGAGCUUAUUAAUUGAUUGAAGUCUGUACUUAAUGUCUAGUCUAAUGGUGCCCUGGUGGGCUUGCUGGUUCCCCACAAUUCAUUUUAAACUUA
Erigeron canadensis is the source of this 2120-nucleotide messenger RNA. Its product is annotated as pectinesterase inhibitor 11-like. Gene Ontology annotation, biological process: negative regulation of catalytic activity. The coding region runs from base 338 to 940 and encodes 200 amino acids. The transcript is spliced from 2 exons. Gene Ontology annotation, molecular function: enzyme inhibitor activity. The record is from RefSeq and is a predicted model, not a curated record. Lineage: Eukaryota; Viridiplantae; Streptophyta; Magnoliopsida; Asterales; Asteraceae.